Notothenia coriiceps (black rockcod) is the source of this 704-nucleotide messenger RNA. RefSeq names its product heterogeneous nuclear ribonucleoprotein Q-like. The record is from RefSeq and is a predicted model, not a curated record. The transcript has 2 exons. Lineage: Eukaryota; Metazoa; Chordata; Actinopteri; Perciformes; Nototheniidae. The coding region runs from base 16 to 645 and encodes 209 amino acids.
CCCCUAAUAUAAACAAUGUUCUCUGUGUCUCUCUCCAGGUACGACGAUUAUUACUACUACCCUCCCCCGUCCCACAUGCCUCCCCCGGGCCGAGGUCGGGGUCGAGGAGGGAACCGUGGCGGCGGUGGCUAUUCUAACUACCCGCCCGACUACUACGGCGGCUAUGAUGACUACUACGACUACUACGGCUACGACUACCACAACUACCGCGGCGGCUACGAGGACCCGUACUACGGCGGUGGCGGCGGCUACGAGGACUUCCAGGCGCCCAAUCGCGGACGAGGGGGCGGCGGCAGCAGGGGCCCCAGAGGAGGAGGCUCUUCUCCGGGCAGAGGAAGAGGCGUCGGGCCCCCUAGAGGACGAGGAGGUGGAGGAGGAGGAUUCUCCCCGAGAGGAAUGGGACGCGGAGGACGAGGAUCACGAGGAGGAGGAGGAGGUCUGCAGCCGAGAGGGCGAGGAGGGGUACGUGGUGCUCGGGGUGGCCGCGGUGGAAAUGUAGGAGGAAAACGUAAAGCUGAUGGGUACAACCAGCCCGAUUCCAAGCGGCGCCAAACCAAUAAUCAGAACUGGGGCUCUCAACCCAUUGCUCAGCAACCGCUCCAAGGCGGAGAUCAUUCUGGAAAAAGAGGGGGAGGCUGGUCCUGAUGUGUCGCUAUGAAGAAGACCCAGUGUGAGGCUCUGCUACACACUUUCUGCUACACACU